UCCCCGUUUGAUGACAGCUGUGCGCUGUGGCUGUUGCUAAAGGGAGGAGAAAAAUCUCACGACGGAGGGCUUUUUAUCUCUUUCAUUCGCAGCUUGGACAUUCGGAGGACUACACUGUUAAGCCGAGCCGUUCCCGUCCUGACUGAAUUUAAUAAUUCACACCCAGCCGUCAAAUUAGUCGUGCGUCGGCUGAGCUGAACGAUGGUGAAGCCAGACAUUCACACUCUGGCCCACCACCUGAAGCAGGAACGUCUCUAUGUGGCAUCAGAGAAGCAGCUUAUCCAGCGGCUCAACAACGAGGUGCUAAAGACAGCAGAAAGGCUCUACCGCGCAGCCUGGAUCGCCAAACAACAGAGGAUCAACCUCGACCGCCUCAUUCUCACUAGUGCCGAGGCCUCACCUGCAGAAUGCUGCCAGCAUGCCAAGUUUCUGGAGGACACACAGUUUGUGGAUGGUUAUAAAACACUGGGCUUUCAGGAGAGCAUCUAUGGAGAGUUCCUGAGCCGAUUGAGGGAGAACCCGCGAUUGGUGGCGUCCUGUCUGGUGGCAGGAGAGAGACUUAAUAAUGAGCACACACAGGGGGUCAUACACACUGUCUUCACCACUCUCUAUGGCAACUGCAUCAUGCAGGAGGAUGAAAGCUACCUGCUGCAGGUGCUGCGUUAUUUGGUAGAAUUUGAGCUAAAGGAAAAUGACAACCCUCGUCGGUUGUUACGGCGAGGCACGUGUGCCUUCAGCAUCCUCUUCAAACUCUUCUCCGAAGGCCUGUAUUCAGCUAAACUUUUCCUCACCGCUACUCUCCACGAGCCCAUCAUGCAGCUUCUGGUAGAGGACGAGGACCAUCUAGAGACAGAUCCAGCCAAACUGAUAGAGCGCUUUACCCCAGCCCAGCAGGAGCGCCUGUUUGGGGAGAAAGGCACAGACGAGUACCGCAGAAAGGUUCAAGCAGCAGUGGAGGAAAAUGAGGCCAAGCUGGUGGCUCUUGUAAACACCUUUAUCGGCUACUUGAAGCAGAACACCUACUGCUUCCCACAGAGCCUGCGCUGGAUCGUGUCUCAGAUGUAUAAGACGCUGGCACGAGUGGAGAGGUUGGAGGUUGGGGAGGUGAGGACGAUGUGCACAGACUUGCUGCUCACCUGCUUCAUCUGUCCAGCCAUCGUCAACCCCGAACAGUACGGCAUCAUCUCAGAUGCACCCAUCAAUGAGGUGGCACGCUUCAACCUCAUGCAGGUGGGGCAGUUGUUGCAGCAGUUAGCAAUGUCUGAUGCAGAUGAUGGAGAUCCUCGACGUAAAAGCAGUUUAUUAAAGUUUGACAAGAUGUGUGUUGCCGCCUUUUUGGACGUGGUCAUUGGUGGAAGGGCUGUCGAGACUCCACCGAUGUCGUCAAUGAAUUUACUGGAGGGCCUCACACGGACUGUUGUUUACAUGACUCAUAAUCAGCUUUUAGCUUUGGUGGACUUUGUGCGCAGUGUUACAGCAGGCGAUCAGCUCAGAGAGGAAGAGCAUCUGGCUCUAGAAACUCUUCUUGCUAAUGUUCCUCAGUCCCGCACAACAAAGAGCAACAGUCUGGAGCUCACGCCCUCAAACACACCCCAGCUCUCCCCUGCUACUACACCUGCAAACAAGAAGAACAGACUCCCCAUUGGACAACAGUUGGCAGCCAUAACAUGUUGGGAGCCCUCUGCCACCUCCCUGUCCGCUCAUAUACCCUUAGUAACCCCGUUUGCAGGCUCUCGCAGCCGAAGCCGAUCCAACAUGGCCCAGGAAGGAGAGACUGAAGCCAGUUCUCAAGAGUCUCUGCAAGAGGUCCCCGAGGAAGUGCUGGUCAUCUCUCUAGGAACAUCACCACAGACCAUUCCCGGGAUGAUGUCAGAAAACGAGGUUCUGACUUUGCAUCUUGGAGAUGGAGGACAAGGUGACGCCCCUGUCGACGACACCAAAUUACAUGGCAAGCCUGACAAAACACUGCGCUUCUCACUUUGCAGUGACAACCUGGAGGGCAUUUCUGAGGGGCCGUCUAACCGCUCAAAUUCAGUUUCUUCUUUGGAUUUGGAAGUGGAGUCCGUGUCAGAAGGAGGACCAGGACCGUCUGGUAGUAACGGUGCAGAAGCCUUACAGCUACUGGAGCACGAACAAGCCACUACACAGGAUAAUUUGGACGAUAAACUGCGCAAGUUUGAGAUUCGGGACAUGAUGGGCCUGACGGAUGACCGAGACAUUUCUGAGACGGUCAGUGAGACUUGGAGCACUGAUGUCUUGGGGAGUGACUUUGACCCCAACAUGGAUGAGGACCGACUGCAGGAGAUAGGGGCUGCAGCGGAGAAUGCUCUGGGCAGCAUGCUGUGUUUGCCUGUGCUUUUGGAUCCAUAUGGUUCAACCAUCUCAGAGACCACGAGCGAGGCUUGGAGUGUGGAGGUUCUGCCGAGUGACUCAGAAGCUGCAGACCUGAAGCAGGAGGAACGUUUGCAGGAGCUGGAGAGCUGCUCCGGUGUGGGAAGCACUUCAGACGACACAGAGGUCCGAGAGGUCAGCUCAAGACCAAGUACUCCAGGACUCAGCGUUGUUUCAGGCAUCAGUGCCACGUCGGAGGACAUCCCUAAUAAGAUUGAAGACCUACGCUCGGAAUGCAGCUCCGAUUUUGGAGGCAAAGACUCCGUGACCAGUCCAGAUGGAGAGGACUCUGCUCAUGGAGCUCACAGUCUCUCCUGUGCACCUUCUCAAACAGAUUCACUGCUGGCCAUGUUCGAUCCCCUCUCCUCUGGAGAAGGUUCGUGCACUGGCACCAUAGUGCGACCCAAGGUACACUAUCCUCGUCCUCCUCACCCUCCGCCUGACCCACCCAUUCCAGAGGCCAGCAUAACCAGCCACAUGGAACCCCGUCCGCCCCUCUUUCCUCCCCACCUGGCACAGGGUGACCUGGAGCACCCCAAGCAGAGGCACUCUUACCCUGAGAGGCUGGUGAGGAGCCGCAGCACAGAUGUGGUGUCCGCUGGACGCAGACCUAACAGUGACCCCGGACUGAACCGCAGAACCAUGAUGGAGGAGAGAGACCCGGCUGGAGCUUACUCUACUGGGCCCACCUCCUCUCCCAGCAAGGAUUCCCUCAAAGGAGAGUCUGAGGACAGGAAGGACAGUGAUGAUGAGAAGUCUGAUAGGAACAGACCCUGGUGGAAGAAGCGCUUUGUUCCUGCCAUUCCUAAAGUGCUCUAUUGGACGGCAGAGGGUGAACUCCCAGUGCCGAUUGCCGGGCUUCGGAAGCGGGACAAGGCAGAAAAAGACGAGCAAGGAGCAGAGAGGGUCCCACAAGAUGAGCCUUCACUGCUCAGACAGAGCUCCAAAACCCAGUCAGCAGAGGCAAUUAUGGACAAGUACAUCAGGUACAUGGAGAAACGACCCGCACAGGCUGACGGAGCAACUGCUGGAGGUUAUGUUGGACAAGAGUCUUGUCGAGAAGGGGACAGUGAGCACGACUCUCCUAAAGAUGAAGCUCUGCAGAACAUCUCUGCUGAUGAUCUUCCGGAUUCUGCCAGUCAGACGGCACCACCUCAGGACAAGACUUUCUCCUUCAGUGAUAUUAAGAAGAAGCUACGCCUGGCACUUUGCUCUGCAGAUUCAGUUGUGUUUCCCAUCAUUCCACCUGCAACAACACGCAACGGUCUUCCAGAUCAUGCAGAUCCUGAAGACAACGAGAUUGUGUGCUUUCUGAAGGUGCAGCUGGCGGAGGCCAUUAACCUGCAGGAUAAGAACCAGAUGGCACAGAUCCAGGAGACCACGCGCUGCGUCAGCCACCUCGACCCGCGCACCUGCAGAAAACUGCUCACUGCCAUGGCAGAGGACUACAGGAAGCGGGCUCCAUACAUCGCCUAUCUGACACGUUGUCGGCAGGGCCUGCAGACAUCUCAGGCUCAUCUGGAGAGACUCCUGCAGAGAGUGUUGAGAGAUAAAGAAGUGGCCAACCGCUACUUUACCACUGUCUGUGUCCGACUACUGCUGGAGCACAUGGAGUCCAAGAUGCUUGACUUCAUUAAAGCAUUUCAGGGAUGCACAGCAGCUGAUGAUAAGACAGCAGCCGUGGAGGAUUUCCUGCGUUACCUGUAUGGAGCCAUGGCCCAUGAUGCCAUCUGGCAGUACGCCAGUGAAGAGCAGCUCCAGGACGCACAGAUGGCCAUCGAACGCAGCGUCAUGAACCGCAUCUUCAAACUGGCAUUCUACCCCAAUCAGGAUGGGGACAUCCACAGAGACGAGCUAUUCCAUGAGCACAUUCAGCGACUGUCUAGAGUGGUGUCGGCCAAUCAUAAAGCUCUGCAGAUCCCUGAGGUGUAUCUGAAAGAGGCUCCGUGGCCUUCUGCACAGGCUGAGAUCAAGACCAUCAACGCCUAUAAGACCCCGCGAGAUAAAGUGCAGUGUAUCUUGCGCAUGUGCUCCACCAUUAUGAACCUGCUCAGCCUGGCCAAUGAGGAUGCUGUACCCGGCGCGGAUGACUUCGUCCCUGUGCUCGUCUUUGUUCUGAUUAAAGCAAACCCACCCUGCCUUCUGUCCACCAUUCAGUACAUCAAUAAUUUCUACGCCAGCAGGCUGAGCGGGGAGGAGUGCUAUUGGUGGAUGCAGUUCACUGCUGCCGUGGAAUUCAUUAAAACCAUCGACGAUCGCAAGUGAAGCAGAACAGCCACCUGUAUGGGCAGACUGUAGGAAGGAGAGAGAAAGAGAGAGAGAGAGAGGACAGCGCGGAUGACUACUCUUCCCUUCAUCCAGAUCUGUAAAGGUGUACAUAAAUAGACACUUUGAUCAAAAAUUAGACAGGUUUUACUUCAACGCCGUGUUAAACGAAUGAAAUCCAUGUUAGCAAAUGGCAACGUUGGCAUUCUCUACUGAUCUCGCUUAUAACCCACAACCUUUUCUGUAGUAUUUGGGGAGCAACCGGGGCUUAGAAUCAACUCUUUCUCUAUAUUAAAAGCAGAUUUAGCAAGUAAUUAGCUCUGUUGAAACGUAGCUAUCAAGCGAAAAAGGGACCAGGAACUAUAUACAGAUCAUGUGUCGGGACGCUUCAGUGUAAAUCGUGCAAUCUCACCCCCGUUCAACGCUACCAGUCACAUUUCCAGUCAUAUCGAAGAACGCAUCACCUAAAGAUGCUGCCAAUGUAUCAAUGUUACAGAUUGAAUGAAUCAUGCCAUUAUUUUAACAGGGCAGCUUGUUCUAUGAAUGUAAACAGGUGUUGUCAUUAUUGUACAUUCAUUCUUUUCCUACGUUUUCCGGACGAUUUGAAAAUAAGGGCCCACAUAUUUAUAUAAAAUAAAAUGUAUUUAUUACUUAACUCCUGUAUUUAAUGUUUUAUUAUACUUACUGGCUGGGUUAAUGCACAUGGUUCGGUCGAGGAAUCUCACAGAGAGCUGCUAAAACAGGGUGUCUUCACAUUAGUGGAUUAGUGCCUUGCUGAUAUUUGCGCUAACACUCGUUCCUUCGGUUUUGGUGGAUUUUUCAGCACACCUAGGGUUCCUUGCAUCUUCCUGAACAAGUCAGGUCAGAUCUGUCACAUUUAAGUCUGGCUUAGCGUAGUUAUUAAUAACAAUCUGGUACAUGCCAAGUUUAAACACCCCACAAUUGGAUGCUUGGUAUGUCGAUGCUUGUUUGUCUUACAGUGUGGUCUUAUAUACUAGUCUCUGCUGUUGUCCCUGAAAAUAUUGACCUAGUGUUUAAAGUCUAUGUUUAAAGUUGGGAUACUUUAGGUUUAAAUCACUGUUCCUUUUAUAAUGCAGCUCCCAAGUCAAACUAUGAAUUAGGAAAACUAUUGCUGUUUCUUUUGAGGUAUACGCUCAGAUAAUUAUUAUUAUAUAUUUUUUAUUUUAGAGGUACAACUUUUUACCACCUGUAAAGGAACCAGUUAAUAUUAUGCAACCUUUAGGCAGGGAAAAGGUACAGCAGCUCCCUUUAAAGAUAUAAUUCACCCAAAAAUGAAAAUUUGCUAUUAAUUUACUGAUGUAACCAAGAAAAAUACAUUAGAACAAGAUGAUUUUUAUGCAUAACCACCUUUCUCUACCGACACAACAGACAAAACAAAAGAAAUGCCCUGAAAAAACCUGCUGGUCUUAUGAAGCGGAAUGAUUGGUCUCUACUAAAAAGUGAUGAUCAUUUACAGCACAAGCUUGUUCUUCAGUCUGUUGUGAAUGCAUUAUAUUGAUGUAUAUCUGUAGCCUCUCUAGGUGCCAGUAGUUGUUGAGCAGGAGUAAAUUAACAGCAACAUUUUGUUUUUGGAUGAUCAGUCCUUUUAAAGGGAGAAGGUGAUCGCUGCAGAGCCACUUUGGUGGAGCUCACGUCCAAUAAGGCGGAGCUUGAGCACCAGCUCUUCCUCCAGUAACCCAGCAAGCUUUUUUUGUUUUAAAAGAUGUCUAAUCUAAAAAAUCUAUUAGACGUCCAAGACUAGUCAUCAAAUGAACAGAAAUAAUGACUACACAUAUAAAGUCUGUCUAAUCUGUCUAUUUGAUGACUAGUUUUUGGCUAUUCUUAAGUGUCUAAUAGAUUUUUACUGAUAGCUCAAGUUUAGCCUUGUUUUUGCCAAGCUGUCUACCUUUAGAUGUCUAUUAAACACAAAAUUGUUUGCUGGGAAGCUGUCUUAAUGCGUACACCUACCCUGUCCCUAACCCCAACCCCCAGUGACAUCAAUUGUAGAAGAAAUGCAGCAAGGAGGAGCUGGAGCUCAAACUCCCCCUUACUGGAGCUCAGCUCUGCCCUUGUGGCUCUGCGGUGAGUACAACUUGUUUAAAGGUACUCUCCUGGUGAUAACCUGUUGUACGCCUAAAGAUGCAAUUUUUGCACAUUUUGUUUUCCUUCUGACAGUGUGUAUAGGUUUAAAUGGCAAAGAUCGCUUUAAAACUGGCAUCAUUAACAGCGCUUGAUUCUUAGUGUAUCGAUGUUGCUGAGGAGAACAUAUACAUGUUAUACAGGCUACCUCAUGUGAUAAUCCCGCUAGCGCAGAUCCUUCAUAACACCUUCUGCUUUUCAUAUUAAGUGAAUUACAGCACAAAUAGGAAUAUAGAAUAUCCUCCUCGCGUAUGUGUCGGUAAACUCGCCUUUAUUAGAUCAGAAUUUCCCGUUAACCUUUGCACACAAGUAGAAGUAGGGCAAAAAGAACUGUAGCCCUAAUAUUUAGUUGUGCUUGUCAGCAGUUUUUCCUCCUUUAAUGUCAUUUCAUGUUACUUCUAGAGAUGUGCAAACAUCUGAAAAAACAAACAAACUGAAUCAUGGUCCUAAGGAUAGUAGAUGCACUUAGAACAAAUUAGUUCUACCUCCAACUAUGUACAUAAAGGGAUGAAUCAAAUGUUGUAUUGCAUUAGCUUUUAUAGCCUUUAGAGCUCUGUAUAUACUUUCCCCCUCAUAUUUUCUUCUGAUUUGAAUGAUGCAUGACUCAAUAUUGCCGUAUAUUUCUCAUUUGCACAAACUGUAACAAAGAGCAUCAGCUAUAAGACUCUUUAUUUGCAGUGCACUUUGAAGCAACACUGAUAUUCUGUAUGAUAUAGCAGUUAUAUUCUAUAUAACAGAGCUUUUAUAUUCUAUAUAAGUGUUAUUGCGGAGUAUCUUUGUUCGUACUUAUAAUAUUCCAAUAUAAUUAAGAAAGGAAUGAGUCAAACUGGCCUUUUCUCUAAUGUUUCUCAGUUUCUCUAAUGUGGAAAGGGGUUUGCAGUGCUUGAUUUUUGUUUUAGUCUGUUUUUUCUAACUAGAUGGCUCUGUUCACAUUGGGGAGAUUAGUUGCCAAAGUAAAUCACUGACUAUAUUUCUAAAACAUGUACUUUUACUGAGACUUUUUUGUUGUUGUGCUAUCUAAAAUAUGCACCGUGAGGGUUGUGUAAUCUGUGGGAAACAUUUGAAGACGACUAAAUCUGAAUUUCUUUCUGUACAUUCUUGAAAAAGUUUUGGCGUUCAGCAUUUAACCUGAAGAAAAAUGGCGAGGCUUCACUGUGCUAAAUAUUCUAACCCAAAAGGCUAAUAUCAAAAAAUCUUGUUGGUUUCUAAGACGACUGUUCAUUCAACUAAUAAAACAAACGACUAUUCUACUCAACACCCUGUUUUUAGUGUGAUUAACAGGUGUAAACAGGGUUUUACUGUACUGAACUGGCUUAGUAUUUACACACUAUUGUUGACUGACAGUAAGGUGUUUCACUCGAUGUGUUUAAGAGCUUUAUAAUCCUAUCCGUACCAUGUUGGUCCACUUUUUUGAAGAGCAUGCAAAGAGAAUUAUGGGUAAUGGCUUGCAUUUGUGAGCUUUACUCACUUGGGGCUUCUGUUGGGAAGGCAUUCUGUGUGUUAUGUGAUUUAAUAUAAACCUGUACAUAAUUCUUUAAAAAACGAUUAAAGACUUUUUUUCCGUGAA
Danio rerio (zebrafish) is the source of this 8362-nucleotide messenger RNA. Lineage: Eukaryota; Metazoa; Chordata; Actinopteri; Cypriniformes; Danionidae. The record is from RefSeq and is a predicted model, not a curated record.